AUGUCCGCUGCUCGGGAGCUGGUCAGGAGUCUUCCUCUCACUAAGAACCUUGACGAGAGUCGGACGCUCGUGCUCGCGAAGAUGCGGGAGAAGAAGGAGCUGGGCGGAAAUGCGAAGUACCUUCGCCGUGACCAAGAACCUUCGACCACUUUAUUUUCCGUGAUGUCAGGCGCAGCGGAUCAGUCGGUGAUGCUGGCUGACGGAAAACAGGUUUUUCACUUACUUCAAUGCGUUGCUCGCGCUGCCUUGGCUAAGGAGACAAGCGCGCAUUUGAAUGGCCUUCUCAAUACGACUAACGAAAGCAUAAACGCCUUCAAGUCGCUAAAGCUUCCUGUUGAACACUGGGAUAUGGUGUUCAUUCAAUGCAUCGAGUCCAAGUUAGCUCCUGCAACACGCAUGGACUGGGCGAAGCAGGUUGAAACCCUUCAGGACGGUUUCUUCCCAAAGUUUGAACUUUUCAAGAAGUUUCUUGAAGACCGGAUCCAGACCUUGGACAGAGUCGAGGCCGUAAUUCAGGCAUCAGCAGAUUCCAAGGGCAAAUUUUCUAACGGUCAACAGGGAAGCUCGGGCAAGCAACCAAAGGGGAAGAGCACCGCUGUUCACACGACAGUUUCCUCCUCUUCAAAAUCAAACAGUUCGAAGUUCUCGGACCCUGGUUCCUGUGCGCAUUGUCAAGGACCACAUUUCAUCAGCAGGUGCAAGGGCUUUGCCGCUCUUUCGCGGGGCAAACGAAAGCACCUUGCUGUCAACAAAGAUCUUUGCACGAAUUGCCUCAGCAACCGUCAAAGCAACCACAAAGUCGACGAGUGCAAAUCUCAAGGGCGGUGUCUCGUGUGCGCUGGGUUGCACCACACGCGACUUCACCAAGACGGACAGCAUCUCGGAUUUAUAACGCAACAUCUCUCUGAAUCCUCAAGGAAAACCACCACGCAUGUUACAUCCAGUUCUCCACAGAUUCUUUGUGAGCAACUACUAGCGACGGCCGUAGUCACCUUGCAAUCUGAGACUGGGGUGUCUCUGACUGCACGCGUGCUCCUGGAUUCCUGCGCAGAGCAAUGCAUCGUUUUGGAAUACGUUGUCCAGGCGCUCAACUUGAAACGCAAACCCGCUCACGUCAUUGUCAAUAGCACGGGCGGCACUCCAAAUACAGUUGCUCAGAGUCGCGUCGGACUCAUUUUGAAAUCGCAACGAGACGCUAAUUUUUUACUUAAGUUCUCAGCUCUGGUGUUGAAAAAGAUCUCCAAUCUGGUGCCCAAACGGCGGGUCAAGCCUCAGGAAAGGUGGAGCCAUCUUGACGGCCUUCACCUAGCCGACCCUCACUACGGAGCGCCCAGCAGACUGCAUCCUCAGCUCGGCAGUCUUUGGCGUCGCUAUGCUACCCGGAAUGCGGCUGUCAAUCCUCUUGAGGCUCCGAUAGCGCACGAGACCGGUUGGGUCCUCAUGGGCAGCGCAAAACCGAACAACAGUCUCAGCGAAAGGACUUCCGUGCAUCACGUCUCCGUCGACUAUGAGCUUACUAAAGCCGUGGCUAGGUUCUGGGAGACAGAAGAGGUCCCGCGUGUGCAUCAGCCGAGCUACCAGGACUGUUGGGACCAAUUCAAGAGGACGAUCUUCCGCAACAGAGAGGGCCGCUAUGUUGUACGGCUGCCCUUCUCCAAAACUCCUCAAUUUUCUGGCAUCGACACGAAGGCGCGAGUCUGCAUGAUGCGUCUCGAACGUCGAUUUGCCAAACAACCCGAUGUCGCAUCCGCAUACUCUGCCUUCAUGCGCGAAUACAUCGACCUUGGCCAUAUGGAGGUGGUUCCGGAGAGCGAGGUGGCAACAAACCAGGCCUAUUAUCUGCCACAUCACCCCGUUUUCAAAAGAGACUGUGACAAAAUUCGAGUCGUGUUUAACGGCUCUCAGAAAGGCGCGAUAGGCGUCUCACUUAAUUCCAGGCUCCAUGCUGGUCCUAAGUUGAUUUGGACUGGCAGUGCAUCUUCUGGAGGUUCUCCCGAGACGCCGUUGCUUUCGUACCGCCUGCUCACGGUGACAUAUGGUACCGCCUCUGCACCGUUUCACGCCAAGGCCUGUCUAUUGGACUUCGCCGAAGCGGAGGCGCAUCGCUUCCCACUCGGGUCCAAGCUGCUCCGAAAAAAUUGCUGUGUGGACGAUUUUUUGGCGGGAGGAGACACACCCGAGAAAGCAGCAGCUGCUAAGACGGAACUUGUUGGCAUCCUAUCCUCCUCGGGAAUGGCGGUGGACAUGGGUUGCCAAUCACGCCGACCUUCUCGGUACAGCUGA
Molecule: messenger RNA, 2283 nt
Organism: Solenopsis invicta (red fire ant)
Lineage: Eukaryota; Metazoa; Arthropoda; Insecta; Hymenoptera; Formicidae
Exons: 3
Coding region: 1-2283 (760 amino acids)
Source: RefSeq, a predicted model, not a curated record